ACCCUUUGGCUGACGCUCACACAGUCGCCAUGGAUCUGCAUAAGCAGUGGGAGAACACAGAGACCAACUGGCAUAAGGAGAAGAUGGAACUGCUGGACCAGUUUGAUAAUGAAAGAAAAGAAUGGGAAAGUCAGUGGAAGGUCAUGCAGAAGAAGAUCGAAGAGCUUUGCCAGGAAGUAAAGCUGAGGAGGAAAAUGAACAUGAAUGAACAUUCUAAGGUCAUUGAUCUUGACCAUGAUCAAGAUAAGAUGGCAUUUCCUCCAACUCACCCCCAUUCAAGACAAUGUGAAUUCAGAGUGACGAAUCACCGAGAUGAUCUGGAAAAGGAAAGCAAAGAAGAGAGGGACUUCCUCAGGGAAGGAAAUCAAUUGUAUGAAAAACAAAAUAGACCCACUGAAAGCAAAGGCAGCCUUCUGAAUCCUAUGGCCACAGAAGAGAAGGCAUGCGAGAAAUGGGCUGGCGCGAGGUCUUCUAAAGAGGAGAGCAAAGAUUGUUCUGUUGCCCUUAACACAGCUCUUGAAGAACUUGCGAAAGUUAGUGAAGAAUUAUGCACCUUUCAAGAGGAAAUCCGAAAACGCUCAAACCACAGAAGGAUGAAGUCAGAUUCUGUUCUUCAGGAAAUGCCAAAUACAAUCAGUGUACCUCAGAGGAAGCACAUGAUCAGUAAUGGCCAGGGUAUUCUUCCAACCAAUGUGGAGAAAGAAAAACAGAAAAAGAGUCUGAGCUGUGCUAGUGGACUCCAAAACAAUUCCAUGAAAAAUGGUGGAAUUGGUAAAAUUGAUUCACAAAGAAGUGAAACUCCACCAAUUCCUCCUCCGAGAAGUACCUCUCGAAAUUUCCCGAGCUCAUAUUCUGAACAAGCCCAAGAAAGACUGAAGGAAACUUUAUACCACAGGUGGGUGGUCCAUGAGAGUCAAGACAGAAGGAAUAGCAAUCUUCACUUCCUUUUGAGGCAGUCUCCAUUGUUUCCACAAGACAGAAGUUUAAAAGACAGUUCCAUGCUUUCCUCUUUGUCACCAGAAGUCAAAACAGAUAGCAAGCCUCCGGGUAAUAAAGACAUUGGACUUAAUAUGUGGUCAUGUGACACUGUAAUAGGAACAACGGAGCACCCUUCUGUGCAGUCUCAAAAAACUGCUUUUACCCCUAAUAAUGCGAAAUUUGAAACGGUGAUUCCAGAUAACCCUACUAAAUCUCAUCUUGAUCUUCAUGUGAAAAAUGACUUUCUUUCCUCAGUGACACAGACAGACCCACUUAGAAGUUACAACUGCAAUUUUGAACAGACUCGGAGGAAUGAAAAGCUGGCAGCAAAGAUUGAUGAAUUUAACAGAACUGUGUUUAGAACAGACAGACAUCGUCCAGCAAUAGAGCAAGGCCAAAGCGAUUCAGAAUCACCUGAUAAUCUCAAUCUCUGUGAUAUUUCUGCUGCUCAUAGCGGUGAUGUGUCAGAAAGUGGUAGUGGGACUAGUGGCUUUAAAGCCAGUGACCACAUGUCUGUCCCCACGGAAAAUGUGUUCAGUAAUUCUGCAAAAGUCUCUCCAACAGGCAUGGUCAAGCAAAUGCAGGCAUGUGUGAGCGCCAGCAGCUAUCAGCUCAUGUUCCAUGAGCAUGAUUGGAGACCGAGCAAUUUUUCUAGUCGGCCAAGGUCAGCUGAUCCCAGAUCAAAUUACGGUGUUGUGGAAAAGCUGCUGAAAACCUAUGAGACAGAGACGGGGUCUGCACAGCAAAAUUCAAAAUGCUUCAGGGAUAACUGGCCCAAAUGUGGUUCUGAUGAAUCCAUAGCAGUGAGAGCCUCGAAUGGAAAAGGAUUUUCCCGGCCUGCUAGACCAGCCAAUCGCCGGCUCCCAUCCAGAUGGGCAUCCAGAUCGCCAUCCGCACCCCCAGCCUUACGGAGGACUGCCCACAGCUAUAAAGUCUCUCUGCAAACCGAAGCCCAGAUGGUCUAGAUCUCUAGCCUGGCUUGCUGGAUUACAAAAGUUCUCAUCCCUUUUGCCAAAUGGAAUAUUCAGAAUGUUUACAAACAAUCCUGUUCUCUUCUGCAUCUUUCAAGAUCACUGGGACAAACAAACUAAACCUUAACUUUCCAUCAGUCUUCAGUGUUUUUAAUCAAUGGGAUAAUUAUCUCCUUGUACUUUAAUUUCUUAGAUUAGAUUUUUUUUAUUUCCAUCCUCAUUGACUUUCCAAAAUGAUUUAAGUUGACACAAUGUACAAUAAUUGUAUAUUCUGACUUUCUUGCAAAUGCAGAAAACAAGGUUAUGUGCAUGGCCAUGUGUUUGUAGGUGCAUGUAUUGUCAUAGGAAUGUAUUUAGGUAAAAAAUUAUGUGCUAGUGUUGACUUUAAAUUAUAACAUGUAGACCUAUAUAUUCUUUGUGUUUAUUUUAAAGUUUUGAAAAUAUACAAUCCUAUUUAUAUUUUGCAUACCUUUUAAUAGGUAUCUAACUAAGGCAUUUAUGUUCAUAUAUUAUUUAACCACUUCCUUGGCCACCAACUACAAUGAAAAGUAAGAUUUAUACACAGAUCAAAUAUUAGUGGUUUUCCAGAAAUCAAUCUUAAAUAUCAUUUUAACCCAUAUGAAGAUAACUGAUACUAUUGAUUUCUUGUUUUAAUAAAAGCAUCACAGGUUUAACAGGUCAGUCUUCUAAAGCAAGCAUAAGAUGCUCAUUUGUGCUUUUAUAUAUCAUCUGGUAGUCUCACAUGGCUUUAACUGCAUACUUGAUUCUCAGAGCCAAUAUCAUAAGACUGCCUUAAUAAUUACAAGACAAAGUAAUGAAUUUAUUUUGUUGAUCUUAGCAGCAAGCAUUCCUUAAAUGAGAUACAAAAAGGAAUUAAAUUGUGCUGAAUUUUA
Peromyscus maniculatus bairdii (prairie deer mouse) is the source of this 2842-nucleotide messenger RNA. RefSeq names its product KIAA0408 ortholog. The record is from RefSeq and is a predicted model, not a curated record. Lineage: Eukaryota; Metazoa; Chordata; Mammalia; Rodentia; Cricetidae.